This is a messenger RNA of Oryctolagus cuniculus (rabbit), 2184 nucleotides long. It is a transcript of the gene NKIRAS2, whose product is annotated as NFKB inhibitor interacting Ras like 2. Gene Ontology annotation, molecular function: GTP binding; GTPase activating protein binding; GTPase activity. Gene Ontology annotation, biological process: negative regulation of canonical NF-kappaB signal transduction; Ral protein signal transduction. NCBI's taxonomy places the organism in Eukaryota, Metazoa, Chordata, Mammalia, Lagomorpha, Leporidae. The record is from RefSeq and is a predicted model, not a curated record.
CUGUCCUAGGGAAAUCUGCCGGGAAGGGGGUCUUUAUCAGGAGCUUCUCCUACAGAGAAUCCUGUUUGAGACCCUGUCUGGGAGUGAUCUUUGCUCUCCGAGGUCGGGGGGUGGGGCAUUUUGGAGCCGAGAGCUCUUGUCCUCCCGGGGCCUCUAGGUCUGGGCCUUCCCUUUGGGUCGGUCAGUCCAGGGCAGCACAGUGAAUGGUGGGUCAGUCCAGGGCAGCACAGUGAAUCUCCUUCCCGAAGCCUUUUCUCCGUAGAUUGCUUCAGUCUUAUGUCUGUUUUUAAAACUAUGUGUUAUUUAUUUGAAAGGGUUCUGCAAACCGCAGGGCUGAAAGCCGAGCAUGGGGAAGAGCUGCAAGGUGGUCGUGUGCGGCCAGGCGUCUGUGGGCAAGACCUCCAUCCUGGAGCAGCUGCUGUACGGGAACCAUGUGGUGGGCUCUGAGAUGAUCGAGACGCAGGAAGACAUCUACGUGGGUUCCAUUGAGACGGACCGGGGCGUGCGGGAGCAGGUGCGCUUCUACGACACGCGGGGCCUCCGAGACGGGGCCGAGCUGCCCCGGCACUGCUUCUCCUGCACGGAUGGCUACGUCCUGGUCUACAGCACAGACAGCCGCGAGUCCUUCCAGCGGGUGGAGCUGCUCAAGAAGGAGAUCGACAAGUCCAAGGACAAGAAGGAGGUCACCAUCGUGGUCCUGGGCAACAAGUGUGACCUCCAGGAGCAGCGGCGCGUGGACCCAGACGUGGCUCAGCACUGGGCCAAGUCGGAGAAGGUGAAGCUAUGGGAGGUGUCGGUGGCCGACCGCCGCUCCCUCCUCGAGCCCUUCGUCUACCUGGCCAGCAAGAUGACCCAGCCCCAGAGCAAGUCUGCCUUCCCCCUCAGCCGCAAGAACAAGGGCAGCGGCUCCUUGGACGGCUGAAGAGCUGCCCCCCCACCCCCUCCCGACCCCAUCCAGCUCCUGGGACUCGCAGCGGUGGUGGGGUGGGCAGCAAGCCGGCCUUGCCGGUCAGCAGGGGGCGCUCUGCCCUCGGCCAGGCAGCGGCGUCACUGCCUCCUGGCUGCAGGAGAGGCUCCGGGAGAUGCACGAGUCUCGGUUAGUGCCCCUCCCCCUCGGCACUUCCCCUCCCGGCUGUCACCAUGUGGGCUCUUCCGUCCUGGGGGCAGUUGUGGGUCAGUGUCCUCCCAUCUGCGCUGGACAGGAAGCAAAGCUGCCAUGAAGAAGGGCCCCGUGCAGGGUCUGGUUCCUACUGCACUGCCGAGCUUCCUGCCUGUGAUCCACGCACUUAGAGGGUGGCCCGGUGCCGCGUGUGCGUGUGUGUGCGCGCGCACGCACACGCAUGUGUGUGCUGGAGUUAGGGGUGUCUCCACAUCCCUCACCCUGACCUUUUCCCUGGCCUUUCUUUGCCUGGAAGAAGCCAAGGGCAAUUUUCUGUCUGAACUCCCCACCCCAGUGUUUCACUUCCCCUUCCUGCUCAGGCAGCAGAUGGGCCUCAUUGGUUGGGGUGGAGUGGAGUGACCGCUGGGCUGAGUCACAAGCUGCCCUGUGGCCCAGCAAGGCCCGUCCCCUCUCUGGGCCUGCUGUCCCAGCGGAAGGUGACGGGAGUUGCCGGUCUCCUCACUCCUCUUCUAAAGCCGAGGCCUCUGGCCUCCUGGGACCGCUCCCCUUGCUUCCUCCUGAAGGUGCUAAGCCUGCCAGCCCUGGAGGCUGGGGCCCAUCACUCCCUCCGGCCACCAGGGGGCAGGAGUGUACUCCGCUGCCAGAGGGGCUGGCCUUGGCCCCUCCCUGGGGUGGUUUUCAGCCAAGAGCGGAACUUCUAUUUAAGUUACCUGUAUUUAUAUGCCUGCGGCCGUGCUGAAGGCGGGAGAAGGUGCUCCUCUUGCCUGCCUUACCUCACACCCCUGAACAGGACAGGGCCAGCCAGCAGCUGCUUCUCUGGAGUGGCCGGGCUCGGACAGUGUCACACACGCCACCAAGUGGGCCGUGACCCCCCAGCUCCGUUCUCCUACUGUGCACACCUGCCCACCUGGGAGCGCUGCAGCCCAGCAGCCUCCAGGCCAGAGGAGGUGAGCAGGAACAGGUGCCCGCGCAGGGCGAGGAGGAGCGGGGCGUCCAUGGGCUGGGCUUACAGUUCGUUUAUUGAUGCACUGGACACAAUAAAACCACACUGCUGUUAUCAAAAA